Truncatella angustata is the source of this 3039-nucleotide messenger RNA. RefSeq lists its product as uncharacterized. The record is from RefSeq and is a predicted model, not a curated record. The transcript has a single exon. Lineage: Eukaryota; Fungi; Ascomycota; Sordariomycetes; Amphisphaeriales; Sporocadaceae. Bases 1 to 3039 code for a protein of 1012 amino acids.
AUGGCUGGUAUUGACGAGGCAAAACACACACAACCGGGCGCCGGUAGAGGUCUCCAUCGCAUCAAAAAGGAGAGAACUACCGAUUUCAACACUAUCGUCCAUCCAAAGCGUUCUAAAAGAAUCCUGCCGACAUACCCCAAGAAAGACUUCAACCCCUGCUUUGUGACAGGUGAUGGGGGUAUGGGUCCAGAAUUGUUUCAUGAACUUUUCGACGAUACGAUAGCCGAUAUUUUCAUGAUGGACCAAAAGAACGAAUUCGAGCCAAGACAGUCCCCUGCUAGUGACUUGCAGACCUUGUAUGAAACAACGCCUAAGAGGCACAUCCAAGACUGUUCACAACCGGCCACACCUUGCACUCCUUUCUGUUGCAAUCGGACACCACAAAACGACCAUGCUCCCAAUUACCCGCAGAUUGGCUUGAGGUGGGAAGUUAAUGGCUUUGAUACCAAGGUGAAAUGGGAGCGGAAACCAAGAAUUGAAUCCAUCAAGGCGGUGUUGGAGCAAAGAUUUGGCCCUGGCAAAGACUAUGAGGUCAAGCACAUAUGUGACGGCACAUACAACAAGUUCUACUUCGUGGGCUUUGAAGGCAAAAAAUAUGUGAUGAAAGUCACGCUUCCCGUCUGUCCUCGAACGAAAACUGAAGGGGAAGUGACCGCCCUUCGGUGGACAGCAGCAAACACCAACCUCACGUGCCUGGUCCCAAGAGUUAUCGACUAUAGCUCUUCAGCAAAAAACCCUAUCGGAUGUGAGUGGAUACUCAUGACGCGCCUCGAAGGCGUACCUCUUUCGUCGUGUUGGCGUGAAGUCUCACUAGGAUCGAAAGAGCGCAUUGUCAAAGCCCUGGCGGAGUAUUCGCAUGAUACUUACCGACAAAAUUUCAGACAAAUUGGCAACCUUUUCCCUGCCCCUCUUCCGUGCCGUGGAAGAAGAUAUCAGGUCGGCAGGAUCUCCUCCAUGCGCCUUUUCUGGGGUAAGAGAUUGGAGGUUGGGUCAUUGAAUGGACCUUUCAGAACGAGCAAGGAGUGGACGCUCCGUCGCCUUGUUGUUUCACAUGAAAAUCUUCGGAAACAAUUCCAAAGCAUCAAGCAUUGGCCAGAUAGGCAACGAAACCUCUGGUGGCGUAUGGUGGGUAUAAGUGGGCCUGAUUCUCAGCUCUGGCGAUUGCAUGAUACAUUGUUUUCACCUCUGAAGCAAAACGACGAAGAAGGUCAGACAGAGGGGCAUGAGGUCAGAGUCAUUGGAAGUCCCAAACUACUUCCAUCCUCUCUUAUGCCUGUAUCUGUCCAGAAUUCCGACGAGGAUGAUGACUCUGAAGAUACAGACAGCGAUUUCUAUAUGACUGAAGAGGAUGAUAAGCAUUUCGAGCAGGCAGAUAACGAAAAAUCUGGUGAAAUACGCUCAGAUCAGACUGGGAAUCAGCAAAGCGGCAUAUCGCCGCAAAGACAGAGUAAUACCACCUGCCCAUGUAAACAACCUGCUCAUAUAGACGCCGACCACACUACGACGGAGAAUGACGGACAACGAACCCUUCCAACAACACCCUCCGAAAUCGAAGUUCAGAGUGCUAUUCACAGACGAGAUUAUGAGCUGCAACGUAGCCCUCACCAAGUAAGAAGUAACCAGGAUCUUCAGGAAAUAUCAGCGCAAGAGACUUCGGCCGAAUACAAAGCACGACUGGCACGAGAAUUUGGAAACUGGGAGCCUCUUUGCCCGGAUGCAGAAGACCUCAUUCAAGAUGAGCAAAACAACAACCUGGGAACUGAGCCGACAAUUAUCUGGCACGAUAAUCUCUCCGCUGAUAACAUACUUGUUGAUCCCAAGGCCCAUACUUUGACAGGCAUAUUAGACUGGGAUUGUGUGUCGUGCCUUCCUGUUACUUUGGCUUGUGAUUGGCCAGCAUUACUUCAUGAGGGCAAGCAUCGAACAACGGAGCCUGAAAUCAAGGAUCAUGUUGUCUUUGUGCCAGAAGAUGACAGGGAAGAUUGGCAACCGCCGUUCGAUCCGCUCAAUAACCAGACCGAGAUUAGAGAACAGCAGCGAGGUCAUCUAGCCCUUAGGUCAAGCUACUGGCGUGCAAAACGUGACUUCGAACUCACAUAUCUCCGCAAGGUAUUCCUUCAGGAGAUGUAUCACAGAUGCCCAGCCUGGUACAACACUUGGAAAGGGUCUCAAGUCCGGAAAGAUUAUGAGGCUGCAGUUCAGAACUGUGACAACGAGUACAUGAUUCACAAGGUGGAAGCUUGGGUUGAGGCUGUUGAGAUUGCCCUCCAAAAGGGGCAGGAUAUAAAGGCGCCGCAAGUACCGAGUCUCCACUGUUCGAUCUAUGAAGGUCCGGACUGGAAAGAUUGGGCCGACUUGGACGACCUGAGUGCCGGGUGGAUGAAGGUCAUCCGCGAACCUGAGAAGCGGAUGCAGCAGUGGCACAGUGACAUGGUGGCGCUGGAAGCUGCGAAAACAGUAAUUCCGGGUGCAAAAGGCGCGGCUACCAACGCCGCACGAAAAUUUUCAAAGGCUAAGAAGGACUUGAUGAAGCUGAAAGAAGCUUUCAAACAAGCCUCGAACGACUCGCGGCUUCUCGAGGGUCUAGAUCAUCAAGGACUUGACACACAGGAACUGGAACGCUUGCGCCACGAAGCCAGCGUUAGACUGAACGAAUCUGCCAACGCCACCACCAAAGCCGAAGACAAGUUGGCAGAACUAGAACUUAGAGCUAUUGUUGCUGCACAGAAGUUUAAUACCGCUCUGGUCAAAGCAAUGGCUGCGAAGGAGAAGGUCGACACCAACAGAGAAUUCCAGGAAUCCCGCCAAGAAAAGGAAUUCAACCUUCAGACGUGGAAGAAUCUCGAAAAAGCUCUGGUCAAAAGCUACGGAAAGAAAAAGACCAGCGACUGGUGGGAGCACAGACUUGAACCCCUUGGCUACUGUGUGAGGAAAAGGAAGCCCAACGCGGUACCUAGGACCGGAGAAUCAAGUGAAAUCAAAGCCUCAGAAGACGAGGGGACAGGCGACGUGGAGUCAGAGAUUUCGGAAGAGGAGUAA